Messenger RNA from Nicotiana attenuata, 2020 nucleotides. Its product is annotated as apolipoprotein A-I-like. The coding region runs from base 274 to 1614 and encodes 446 amino acids. Lineage: Eukaryota; Viridiplantae; Streptophyta; Magnoliopsida; Solanales; Solanaceae. The record is from RefSeq and is a predicted model, not a curated record. The transcript has 14 exons.
AGACACGUGCGAUAUUGAAGAUUUGAACAAGAAAAGACCAACUACCCACACAUCGCCGCCUCGUAUCCCCCACCCCCCACCCCCACGAUUAAUACACACACUGCUACUUCAUCAAGAACCCCUUUGAUAUAUUUAUUCACUUGAAGCCUACUCUUCUUGGAAAGUCCGAAAACAGAAAAAACAUACCCACAAAAACAUAUCUAGCCGUGGCAGUAGAAAACCCUUUUAUUAGAUCACCAGAGCCUUAGUUUUUCUCAGGCUUUGGAUUCCAACAUGGCAUCUUCGUGGAGGGUCUUGUUUAUUUUCUUCGUUUUUCUUGCUCUCGUUGUUCCUAAUGUCAAAGCUGAUGCUGGGUCAUCGUUGGAUGAUGAAGUUGAAGUGGUUAGAUCGGAUGUUGAACCCACUUCUCAAGAAUUGGACCUUCUUAAGUCCAAGAUCCAAUCUUUAGAAUCAAACAUUGAGGAGACUGUGCGAGCACUGAAAGGAAAGGAUGAGGUGAUUGCUGACAAGGAGAAGAUAAUAAAAGAGAAGUCAGAGAGGGUUAAGUCAUUGUCAACUGAAUUGGCUUCUCUACAGAAUAAGGGAACACUAGAUGCUGAGGAGCAAGUUGGAAAGGCUCGUGCACGAGCUGAUCAGCUUGAAAAGCAAGUUGAGAGACUAAAAGAGGAAGUUGAAAUGAAGAAUAAGGAGAAAAAAGACUUUGAAGCCCAUAAAGGUGAAACCGAGAAAAAAGUCACUGAGUUAAAUUUGACGGUUGACAAGCUCCAAAAGACCAUUGAUGAACAGAAGAAGAAACUGCAAAAAACUGAACGAGCUCUUCAACUUGCUGAGGAGGAAAUGAUUAGAGCAAGGUUUGAAGCCACAUCGAAGGCGAAGGAGCUGAUGGAGGUGCAUGGGGCGUGGCUUCCACGUUGGCUGGCAGUUCGUUGGAGUCACUACCAGUCUCUUUUGGAGAAGCAUUGGCAGGAGCAUGGGAAACCUGCCAUGGACAUAAUGAUACAGAAGGCAGUUGAGAAGAAGGCCCAAGCUGAGGUAUGGGCUGCGCCACAUGUAGAAACAGUCAAAACAAAAUGGAUGCCAGCUGUGAAGGAACAAUGGGUGGUGAUCACCACUAACCUCAAGCCACACGCGGAAUUGCUAAAGACUAAAACAUUUGAAAUUUAUGAAACAUCUAAAGGCGCGAUAACUCCUCAUAUUGUCAAAGUUCAGGAAGUAGCAGAACCCCAUGUUCAGGAACUUAAGAAAUUCAGCAAGCCAUACAUUGAUCAGGUUGCCACUGCUACAAAACCUCAUGUGGAGAAAGUCCGUAUUGCUGUAAAGCCAUACACAGAUGUGGCAGUUCAUCAUUAUGGAAAGUUCCUUGAGUCUGCAACAGUAUACCAUCAUCAGCUGCAAGACACAGUCGACGAAACACUGAAGAAACAUGAGCUUACAAGACCUCUUGCAACAAAGGAGUUUGUCUGGUUUGCUGCCUCAGCGGUGUUGGCUCUGCCAGUUAUAAUACUGUUCAAACUUUUGUCUGCCAUUUUCUGCACAAAGGUGAAGAAACCCAGCCGAAAUGGUCAUGCACACCAUUCACGUCGUAAGGCCAAGAGGGUACAUGCAGACAAGUAGGCAAGGAAGUACACUGCUUUCAUCAGAAAUCAAGCGUUUUACGGUCACAGGUUGGUUGUCAUUCUGUCGCUGGGUGUUUGAAGUGUCGAGAGUCAUCGUGCAGAAUCUUUAUGUUUUUGAAGUUUCUUGCCGUAGGUUUUUCAUGAUGUGCAUAAAGCAUAAAUUGGGGAUACAGAGGAGUAGGUUUGAUAUUUUUUUGUUGGUGUAUCACAGCUUUUACAUUGGUUAGUGUCGGUGUUGUGUACUAUGAUCUCUCCAGCGUGCUGUUACGUUAGAAACUUGUCACUCUUUCCACAUCAAAGUUAAUAUAUUGACUUAGUUGUAUUAUUUAUUAAAUGCAAAGAACUUGUCUUCGUUGUAUUAGGAUCUCCAUAUUCAUAAUUGAUAAGAGGUUAUUUCUGUUUAA